AUGUUUCCGUUCAUAAUCGAUAUCUUCGGAUUUCUACUCAGCCGGACUCUCUUCAUAACUAUCGCAUCAUCAAUCUCUCUUCGUUUUAAUUUCGAUUCAAAAUGGCGGUGUCUAUCUCAGUCUAUCCACCUCGCAUUCUCUCUUUAUCUCUUUCUUUCUUUCUUUCUUUCUUUCUUUCUUUCUCCCUUUCUUUCUUUCUCUCCUUUUCUCACUCUAUCUCAGCCACUUCAUAUCUAUCUAUCUAUCUAUCCAUCUAUCUAUCUAUCUAUCUAUCUAUCUAUCUAUCUAUCUAUCUCAUCUAUCUAUCUCAGCCUCUUCAUUCAUUUCUUUCAUUCUUUCUUUUCUAUCUAUCUAUCUAUCUAUCUAUCUAAGCCUCUUCAUUUCAUAUCUAUCUAUCCAUCCAUCUAUCUAUCUCAUUCAUUUCAUCCUAUCUAUCUAUCCAUCUAUCUAUCUAUCUAUCUAUCUCAGCCUCUUCAUUUCUAUCUAUCUAUCUAUCUAUCUAUCUAUCUAUCUAUCUAUCUGCUUUUUUCUCUUUUUAUCGAUCUAUCUUUGCAGAUCCACUGA
Messenger RNA from Acanthosepion pharaonis, 564 nucleotides. The record is from the annotation of a GenBank genome assembly. Lineage: Eukaryota; Metazoa; Mollusca; Cephalopoda; Sepiida; Sepiidae.